AUGCUCCGGCAGCAGUUGACCGUUGCCCAUCACAUGGGUAGCAGUACCGUCAGCCCUGGCCCACACUCAAUGGGAGGUCAAAGCUCCCCGAGUGUCUACUUCGGUCUGUCUCGUAGAGGGAGUUUGUCUUCUCUUGCUGAAUCUGAUCUGGUUCAAACAACCCCCAAAUUUGUGAAGGACACGUCAAAAUUCUGGUAUAAACCUACAAUUAGCCGGGAAGAGGCCAUAAUAAUGCUGAAAGAUAAACGACCAGGAACAUUUGUAGUUCGAGACAGCAACUCGUUCCCUGGAGCAUUUGGCCUGGCACUCAAGGUAGCCACUGUACCCCCCAAUGUCCAGACCAAAGCUGGUGCUGAUCCAGCAUCAGAGCUAGUACGCCACUUUCUCAUUGAACCAACUCCAAAAGGGGUACGUCUUCGAGGGUGUAGUAAUGAGCCUGUUUUUGGAAGCCUGGCAGCUCUUGUCUAUCAGCAUUCCAUUACUCCCCUGGCAUUGCCUUAUAAAUUGGUCCUCCCUGAAUCGGAUCCUGCUGGUGAAGUGAGCAACCCUGAAAGCCCCCAUAGUUCUGAGGUCCCCAGCUCUGCAGCUGCACUGCUGGCUCAGGGAGCAGCCUGCAAUGUACUCUAUCUAAAUACUGUGGAUACUGAAUCCUUGACUGGACCUCAAGCUGUGGCCAAAGCUGCCAAGGUGACCUUCUCUACGGACCCCAUACCUAAAACCACAGUUGUCCACUUCAAAGUUUCAUCACAAGGAAUUACACUGACUGACAACAACAGGAAACUAUUUUUCCGACGCCAUUACCCUGUUACAGCAGUAACCUACUGUGGAAUCGACCCAGAAGAUAGGAGGUGGACAAAGUCAAAUGUGCCUGGAGCACCAACAGAAGCCAAAAUAUUUGGAUUUAUUGCACGGAAACAAGGAGGAGUGUCGGACAAUGCUUGUCAUCUGUUUGCUGAACUGGAUCCAGAACAACCUGCCUUUGCCAUUGUCAACUUUGUCACCAAGGUUAUGGUUGGACAAAACAAAGUCAAAUGA
This is a messenger RNA of Acanthosepion pharaonis, 1035 nucleotides long. Lineage: Eukaryota; Metazoa; Mollusca; Cephalopoda; Sepiida; Sepiidae. The record is from the annotation of a GenBank genome assembly.